UCGUCACUCGCCGAGGGACCUAGCCCACGCUGCGUACCCGGCAGCAGGUUAGCCAUGGCGAUGGGUGGCGGCGGCAGCAGCAGCGGCGUCCCAGAGCUGGAAGACUCGGUGCUGUUCCGGCGCGGCACAGGCCAGAGUGAUGAUUCUGACAUUUGGGAUGAUACAGCAUUGAUAAAAGCGUAUGAUAAAGCUGUGGCUUCAUUUAAGCACGCUCUAAAGAACGGUGACAUUUCCGAAGUUUCAGAAAAACCAAAAGGCACACCUAAAAGAAAACCUGCUAAGAAGAAUAAAAGCCAAAGAAAGAAUACCACAACUCCCUUGAAGCAGUGGAAAGUUGGUGACAAAUGUGCUGCCAUUUGGUCAGAAGAUGGCUGUGUUUACCCAGCUACCAUUGCCUCGAUUGACUUUAAGAGAGAAACCUGUGUUGUCAUUUACACUGGAUAUGGAAAUAGAGAGGAGCAAAAUCUGUCUGAUCUACUUUCCACAACCUCUGAAGUAGCUAAUAAUAUAGAACAGAAUGCUCGGGAGAAUGAAAAUGAAAGUCAAAUUUCAACAGAUGAAAGUGAGAACUCCUCCAGGUCUCCUGUAAAUAAACCAAAUAGCAUCAAGUCAAAAGCUGCUCCAUGGAACUCUUUUCUCCCUCCACCACCCCAUAUGCCAGGAUCAGGUCUGGGACCAGGAAAGCCAGGUCUAAAAUUCAGUGGCCCACCGCCGCCGCCACCCUUCCCGUCAUGCUGGCCGCCUCCAUUUCCUUCUGGACCACCAAUAAUUCCCCCACCACCUCCCAUAUGUCCAGACUCUCUGGAUGAUGCUGAUGCUUUGGGAAGUAUGUUAAUCUCUUGGUACAUGAGUGGUUAUCAUACUGGUUACUAUAUGGGUUUCAAACAAAGUCAAAAAGAAAGAAGGUGCUCACAUUUCAAUUAAGAAGAUCUACGUUCCCAUUUAUCAGAAAUACUGGGGAUAGAGCAACAAGUUAAAUGACACCACAAAAGAAAUGAUCAGAGAGGUCCAGAACGUGGAAUGUUGUAGAAGAUAACUGGCCUCCUUUCUUCAAAAAGUCACUGUCAUGAAAGAAAAAAUGACAUGGAGUGGGUAACUAUUCCAGAUUAAAAGUGACUUGAGAUAUAACAGCCAAAUACAAUGUGGCAUCCUUCAUUAUUCAUUAGACCCUAGUUUUGAAAAGCUAUUUAUAAGAGACUUGGGGGUUGAGGAAAUUUGAAUAUAGACUGGAUUUUAAAUGAUAUUAGAUAACUAUUGCUAAUUUUAUGAGCUGUGAUAAGGGUGUUGUAGUUUCUGGAGAAUGUCUUUAAAUUUGCAUACUAAAGUAUUUAGAAGUGUGUUACAGUGUUUGUAAUACAUUUCUAAAUGAUUUAGCAAAAUGUAUAUAUGUGUGUGCAUGAAGCAUGUAUGGCUGUUAUUGAAUCUAAGUGGUGUUCAUAUGGAUGUUCUCUGUACUAUUUUUUUCUAUUUUCUGUGUGUUUGAAAAGUACAUAAGAAAAAUGUUCAGUAUUUUUAACUAAAUUAGUAAAAUCUAUGUGUCUAUUAUUGUAUUCCCUUUUUACAUAUUAUUUUAUACUUUUGGUCCAUAUUCAUCCAUAUUUUGAUGUUUGUCAUCAGUAUUUUGUGCAUGUGUGUGUGUGUAUAUAUAUCCCCACUUAAUAUCACAUUUUUAAUAUUUUUACAUAUUCUAUCAGCUUGUUUGCCUGUAUGUUAUGCCGCUGUUCCUUUAGUUCAGUAGCUUUUGGCAUUCUCAAUAAUGUUAGUAAAUACCUUCUUAUAUGUAGUACUCAAUUCUAUUCUGUCAUAACGUUAGGGUAACUUUCUGUGUUGUGACUAUUUAAUAAAAGGUUGUGGACAUUAUGAUUCUUAGUGGAUGUUUCCAUGUUGCCUUGAAAAGCAAAUUUCAAAAAACAUCUUUUCAAAAUCUAUGCAUUCCUGGGAGGGAUAUUUUUUAAAUUAUAUAAAUCCUCACAUUUAAAAGUGUAGUUACCUGUAUCUCAUUCUUCGAUUAAAGUCGGUUUUAUUCAAUUGAAGUUCUUCAGCUAGGUUAUUCAGCUAAGUCUAAAGAGAAUAGAAAAACUAGGCAGGGGAUGAAUUGGACUGAAGUAUUCCAGGCAGAGAAUGCACAAGCUAGAAGCAUUAAGGCAGUGUGUUUCAAGGCCUAAGGCUAGCCCAAAUGUCAUACCACUGUUAUCCGUUCUCCAUCCAUGUAAGUUCCCCUCUUUGAAUCUGUUCUCUGCUUAUUUCUAUUACAUAGUUUUUCACAGUAUAUUAUCUUUAUUGUUUAUAUAUCUGUCUUUCCUCUGUCAUUAGAGGCAAGGCACUACAUCUCAUUCUUCAUCAUGUCUACCAUAUCUGGCACGGUUUUUUGAAGUCUGGAAUGGGCUUAGAGCACAGAUGGGAGGGAAUGUCAAAGAAGAGAGAAAAUGAAGUCAAAACAGCUUGUUUUCUGGCUUUCACUGUAGUAAUUGUCCUUGUUGUUAUGAAGAAUCCUAGAUGGAAAAUUCCAUGGUCUGUACCUAUAUUCAGAAGAUAGGCAAAUAGAAGGUGAGAUGCCAUAUUUGAAGAGUACCUUCAUUAAAGGAUCAGCCAGAGAUUACUUUAUCAAAGUCAUGUUGUAAGUUUAGCUUUUCUGUAUGGUUGCCAUUAACAGAAAUAAACUACAGGGUUAAUGGUUAUGAACUUAAGUUAUGUGUUGUUUGAAGCUCUUGGUGAAUGGAAAACAGUGAAUUCAGUUCAGAAAUAAAAUUCUGAAAGUUUAACCAAAGCAACUCCUGCUUCUGCAGAAAUCCAUGUUUAUAUAUAGCAGUCAGUAGAAGACAUUCAGUAUUCAGGUAUUUCACAAAAUACUUGGCGUUUUAUCAUUUUUAUGUAUGAAUUGUGGCCUUUCAAGAGGAUUCAAGAACAUUUUUACAUUGCUCUCAUUUUUUUCCCCAAAUACUUCUUUCGAGGUUAAUUUAUAUACAAUAAAAUGCACAGAUUGGGACUUCC
Messenger RNA from Balaenoptera acutorostrata (minke whale), 2991 nucleotides. Its product is annotated as survival motor neuron protein. The coding region runs from base 55 to 924 and encodes 289 amino acids. NCBI's taxonomy places the organism in Eukaryota, Metazoa, Chordata, Mammalia, Artiodactyla, Balaenopteridae. The transcript has 9 exons. Gene Ontology annotation, molecular function: RNA binding. Gene Ontology annotation, biological process: regulation of alternative mRNA splicing, via spliceosome; mRNA processing. The record is from RefSeq and is a predicted model, not a curated record. Gene Ontology annotation, cellular component: cytoplasm; precatalytic spliceosome; nucleus.